Molecule: messenger RNA, 3792 nt
Organism: Chelmon rostratus (copperband butterflyfish)
Lineage: Eukaryota; Metazoa; Chordata; Actinopteri; Chaetodontiformes; Chaetodontidae
Gene: emp2
Product: epithelial membrane protein 2
Exons: 5
Coding region: 362-859 (165 amino acids)
Cellular component (GO): plasma membrane
Source: RefSeq, a predicted model, not a curated record
AGCAGUCAGGUCUCCAGCUGCCGCUCAGUCCCGUUUGGAGGAUCCUCUCUUGCAACACCUUUUCAACUUAUUUCCACCUUAACUCCGCUCAUCACGACGCUCACGCGCCGCAUCUGGAACAGCUGUGUUCCCCUCCAGUCCAAACGCAAUUCCUCUCUUGUGGAGGUCAGCCUGUGCAACGACCAGCAUUAAACAAACAUCCAGCAGGACUGUCGCCCACCAAAAGCUGAAACCAACCUUCUGCACAGUGACAAUCAGCCAGAGAGCCGCUGACAGCAACUGAAGCAGCCCGUGAGAUAUUCAACCCGCCUGCACAACGGGCAGCAACCGGCAGACAAGUUAACCAGACAGAAGCGCAGCCAUGUUGAUCAUCUUAGCCUUCAUCAUCCUCUUCCAUCUGGCUGCAGCCAUCCUCCUCUUUGUUGCAACCAUUCACAAUGCGUGGUGGGUGGUGUCGCCAGCUGGACGCGAUGUGAUCUACACUGACCUGUGGUACUCGUGUAACGCCACCUGCUAUCCCGUGGAGAACAGCCAUACUGCUGAUGCAGCCUUCCUGCAGGCCGUCCAGGCCACCAUGAUCCUGGCCACCAUUUUAUGUUGCGUCAGCUUCUUCGUCUUCAUCCUUCAGCUCUUCAGGCUCCAGCAGGGCGAGAGAUUCAUUUUCACUGCUAUCAUCCAGCUAUUGGCCUCUCUAUGUGUGAUGAUCGCAGCGUCCAUCUACACGGCUCAGAAAACGAGCUUUCACGUGGCCAGCCUUCAGGACGGCUCCUACGGCUCCUCCUAUGUCCUGGCCUGGAUCAGCUUCCCCAUGACUCUCAUCAGCGGCCUCAUGUACCUGGUGCUCAGGAAGCGCAAAUAGAUGUGACAGGCUCGAGGCACAGGCACGCAGAUAUUUAAAUAUAUAAAUAGGAACACUUGGACACAACUGCAUAAACUUUCCCUCAGCAAACACGCAUGAACACAUUCUUCUUUUUAACCCUUAGAUUCUGUGAUACCAUUGGAGGUAAGGGCAAACACUACAAAUCCACUACAAUUCAAGUCUCAGGUUUAGAACCAGGAAAUUCACCAUGACAGCAUUCAGCAACACUCAAAACCACAAAAAGUCACACACCCUUCUCCUUCCUGAUGGUACAUUGUUCUCGCUAAAUGUGGCAAAGAUGCUCUGGGACUCUCCAGACUCAGUGUGUUAAGUUGACAGGUUGUACUACACUCUUUUUUCCACACGCCUCAGAAACACUGCUGACAGUUGAUGAAAAGACCCGCUGUUAGGCUUUUUUGUUUCCAUGCUUGACAGUCUCUAAAAAUAUGUCUCCGGAAACAUUCAAGGUGAGAAAUACAUUGUGAUUUACAUCUGAUCUGCAAUGCCCUGUUUGAAAAGUGAAAUCUGACUUUUGCAAGAUAGGUGCACUACACUGAUUAAUUUCCAUAAAGCUGAGGUCAUAUCUACUCAAUGCAAAUACACUGGGCAUGCACCUUGCUGCACUCAUCACUCAUUGGCCCCUGAGGCUCUUUGCUGUGUUUAGUGAGAACGUACCUUCACUCUCCUGUCUCUGCUUUUCCACUCAGCCACUACACAGGACAUGAGCAGUGUCCCAACAUAACGAUUUGUCUUCUCCACCUGUUUUACUGUCCCCCGCUUCCCACCAACUUUCUUCAUAGGAAACAUCUGAUCACAAAGGAUAAAAGUUGAAGACAAGUGGGGAGAGUUGUCUUACUGGGACACAGCUCCCUGGACUUUCCAAAGGGUCCAUGCUUUUUUUGUGUUUUUUUUGUGAAUCUAUAGUCAAUGGAUUUUUUUUUGUACAUAUUUGCUGUGUAUGUAUAGUUAAGGUAAUUGCCCGAAACUUAUUUCUAAUACUGAAACACUAAAAUGUUACGUAAAAAAAGGAAAAAAAUAGAGAGUCUUAUGUUAACCAUAGCGUACAGGUAGUGUAGUGAAGCAGUAGUUGAGGCAUAAAAUGUAGGAUUUUAACCCCAUUGUUUGUAUUCUUGUGUUACUGACUUGUGUUUUAAUGGUAAAAAAGGAACCAAUGAUGUGCUGUGAUGUUUGGGAUUUCAGUAGAAACAUGCAAACUUGAAAGAAGGAUGAACAUUUCUUUGUUAUUGUCAUGCUUUCUUGUCCACAGCUCCACUGAGAAAAAGACAAAAGCUAUUUAUUGUUUGAAACCACUAUUGUGUAUUUUAGCAUCAUGUGACUGAGGAUGUAUGAAGUAAUUAAGCCUUGCCAUGUUCGCCCCUCCCUGGCUGGGCUGCUGUCUAUUUGGUCCAUUACUGAAACAUCUCUAACACGCAUAUGCACUUGUGCUCUGGUAUUUAACAAUAAAUCUGUUGCUGUAUUAUACCUGCCACCAAUUCCCAGAAUUGCUUGUGUCUGCAGCCUUUGUGGAGAUACUGUUUGAGCCCACACAGCACUGUGCUAUAACUGCUUUUCUUUUGUCUUUCUUGGUUUUGGUUUGGGGGGUGAGACAGUUAGGGGAGACCAGCUGGUUAUUACCUUUGCGGCUGCUAGGACAUUUCUAGGAAUAAAAAUAAUGUAAAGAAGUAAAGGGUUGGCUUGUCUCGUGACCAGACUGUGUUCAUGUUGGGCAACUUUUGACAGAGCACAGAGCCUGGUAACUUAUUAUCUCACCAGUUAUGAAGAUCCAGGGAAAAGACACGGAGGUGAAGAAGUUGCUCUGCUAUCUCAAGACGAUACUUGAAAACGAUCAAAACGACAUACUGGAGGCCAAGAAUGUGAUGCUUGUUGUGAAGUUGUCAUCUUAAGAGUGUUUCACUGAAUAAUAAGACUCCUGUUUGCAAGUUUUUGUCUUUCAGCAAAUCCCUUUAACUUAUGUUGAGAUAAAAAGUAAACUAUUGCUGCACAAAAGGCUUUUUUUUUCGGGGGUGGGGCACUGUUUAGAAUACGUUUUGUUUGGAUGUAUUUGGAUUAGCUUUGAUGAUUCCAAAGCAGAUACACAUUUAGAGUAAACCAAAUACUUGAACUUAAGUUCUGUUUAAACUCUGUUGCAGAUAUUCAACAGAAACCACAGCAAAGCUAGGAAUAUUUUUUUUGUUUAUUUGUUUAUGGUUGUGAUAAUUUUCCUGUAGUGUGUUUUGAGUCUAUGUAUAUAUACUGUAUCUUGACCAGUGUAGCUCUAUAACCACAGGACCAUGGUGACAUAUAAUCAUACGAGUUGUUGAAGCCAAAACUGUAUUUAUGGGGAUUUGUUUUUUAAACAGUUGCUGCAGUUGAAAUAUUUCUAAUGCUUCAUGAAGUAUUAAUUCCAUACUAACUACAAGUCUCAUGUUGCUUAAUCGAGACAUGUUGAGAUAGUCAAUGUUGUAAGAAUUUAGGUUAAACAACAGUUUAUUUUCCUUUUUUCUUUUUAGGGUUUAUCCAAGCGUAUGUAUGUACAGUACAUAUAGUACUUAGUACAUAUAAUAGGAGUGUUUCUACUUGUUACAGGCUCCUUUGCCUCUACUAUUUUAGGCAUUUUAAGUACCAGCAUGCAAUGCAUUUUGACCUCUUUUGCAACAUCCAUGACUGUAAGUUAUUACUGUGCUUUCAUGUAUUCACAUGUCAUCAAAUGUUUGUCUAAUAUUGACACCCAGUGGACUGAUAGAAUACUACACAAUGUCUAAAUAAUAGUUUUUUGGUCUCAGGCUUCAGAAUAGCCCUAAGCUCCUGCCAAGCACUCCUGAAAAGAAUGAACUUGUUUCUGCCUGAUGAAUCCUGCUUCUCUAAUCUCAAAACAACUGAUUAGAAAAAAAAAACAAAACAAAACAAAACAAAAAAACACACCCCUGCAAGAA